ACGUCAAUCUCGGCGAAACCACCUCGCCUCCACACCAUUGUCGCCCCAUUGAUCUUGCACGGCGGCCAAUUGUGCGCAGACUGACGCUUCCCAUUCCCCCCCGGCCACCACCCGCGCCUCAAAGCUCGGUACCUGUCUUCCUUCCCGCUUCGAGGACCCGCCGGAUCCACCAAACCCUUCGCAUGCUCCAUCCCCCCCUCAUCACUACUCGACCACACUUCACCUCUCCUCUCCACCGACCCGUUUCUCUUCGACGCGACCCGCCCGACCCAUUGGUCGCUUUCCCCUCCCACUCCGCUUCUCCAUCCCUCCCUAUCAUGGACAAUCGUACAAAUCCAUCUGUAGCUCCUCCCCAGCAGCAAGACCCCCAGGCUGGGGCCCGUUCAAGAACCGGUUCCAAAACCCCUCCGCAGAACCACCAGACCGCUCAAUACCAGACUCAGUCCCACGUCCAGAAUCCUUCCAUAUACCCCUCGCCCCAUUACAAUGGUACCCAUCAGUAUACCAACGCGUCACAACCGUUCCAUGGCAUCUCCGGGUAUGGAACAGGUCAACAUCAGCAGCAGCAGCAACAACAACAACAACAGCAUGGCAACGCGCUGCCUGAGAGGCUACCCCCGUUGACGGACAAUUUCCCACCAUUCCCCGCAAACAACAGCAUCAAUUGUAAUCUCCAGGCCCUGCCUCUUCACGCCUCCUCGUCCUCUACGCCAGCAAACCACCCAGCCAUAGCCCCUGUGCCAACUCGACCGCAUUUUUCAAUGUACACGACUGCGAGUUACCCACCUCCCAUGACGACCACGGCUCAGGCGAAUGGGCAGUAUACGAACUCCGCCUCUUAUAUCAUGGGCUCCCGCCCUCUACACUCCAAUCCCGUGUACGCGGCAGCACCUUUCACCACGUUACCUGACCAGGAGCCCGUUCAUGUUGUGGGACAGCAGGGCCGCCGGGGCGUGCUUCCUACCAUGAAUGGCCGUCCCCAACCGACCCCAAGGGCACCCAUCAACGUCACCAAGAACGCCGAGGGGAAGUAUGAUUGCCCGCAUUGUACAAAGUCGUACCAACACCUCAAGCAUCUGAAGAGGCACACGUUGCGCCACACUGGCGAGCGGCCAUAUUCAUGUGCUCUAUGUUUGGACACCUUCUCGCGUAGUGAUAUACUCAAACGCCACUUCAACAAGUGCUCCGUACGACGAGGUAAUCCAGACAACGUCACCCACUUGCAAUAUGCACAGGCUCAUCUGCGCAAACCCCAACGGCCUACCAACGGCGCCGGGAACCCGUACAUGGCGACGGCAACUACGUCUGGGCCCUUCACCGACGCGCAAUAUAUGACAACCGUGGGCCACAUGGCUCCCUUGACCCAUGACGGGAACAACUUUGCCGACUCCACUGACGGCACCAUGACUGCCCCCCAAUCAUUAUCGGCAAGGAGCUCGCGCUCCAACAGCCUAUUCCAGCCUGGCCCUGGCGCUAAAGACAACAGGAGGUCCUUCCCUGGCUUCCCCCUCACUAACGGCAGCGGUGUCCGGCCUGGAGUAGCUCUGGGAAAUCACCCCCUUUCUAACGACGUGAGUCCGUUUGCGACGCCAGGCAAUGCGGCUUCGGGCGGAGGUACGUUUGGAUACGAUUCCGCCAGCAUAAAUCAACCAGAUUUGAGCCAGUCCGCCGUUCCCCCGGCCUCAGAGUCCCUUCCCGCCUUUUCCCGUGUCGACGCUGGCCCCACGUUCGCCGACCGGGUCAACCAGUGGCCAUUCGGAGCGGAUCAUCAGAGCAACGGAUCGAAUCACCAAAGCGCCAUCCGCCAGACCAACGGUGCCCAGCAAGCCAAUGGACUGCGGACGAAUGAGUUCGACCUUUCCCGCAAUAUGCAGAAUGGGCUGGCCAACGGCGUCACCGCCGCAGCUGGCUCCGUUGCCACCAUGGACGGGGUUUCUGCUGUGAUCUAGAUUCACCCUGAAUGGGCAUGGUAUUUCCGACAACCGGUUCAAAUGGGUUC
Messenger RNA from Westerdykella ornata, 1999 nucleotides. RefSeq lists its product as uncharacterized. Lineage: Eukaryota; Fungi; Ascomycota; Dothideomycetes; Pleosporales; Sporormiaceae. The record is from RefSeq and is a predicted model, not a curated record. Gene Ontology annotation, biological process: regulation of transcription by RNA polymerase II. The transcript has 2 exons. Bases 183 to 1949 code for a protein of 588 amino acids. Gene Ontology annotation, cellular component: chromatin. Gene Ontology annotation, molecular function: RNA polymerase II cis-regulatory region sequence-specific DNA binding; DNA-binding transcription factor activity, RNA polymerase II-specific.